AUGGAUCUACCCUCAUUCAAAUUGGAAGGCACCAGCGAUGAGCGGCAACAACGAUUGAGCAGCUUGUUGCAGUUUGUACAAAAGCGAUCGCAAGAAAAGCGGGAGAAGGAUCUUUUGGGUGAAGACGUCAACGAUCAACAAGAGGAGAAUGUAGAAGAGGAGCAAUCGACACCAGCAGCAGCAACAGGAGGAGGAGGAGGAUCGCAACCGCCAAAGACAAAGACAAAGACGACAGCAACCAAACAACGUAUACCACGACAAGCAUUGCUUCCUCGAUACCAGUUUGCAGCCGACACCUCGAUCCCUACGCUUGACAUGAAGUUGAGACCUGACAUUGAAGUGCGACCUUACCAAGAAGAGGCAUUGAAUGCCAUUGUUGAACCUGAGUCGAUGGGUGAGGCACGAUCGGCACAGAGUGGCAUUAUUGUACUUCCUUGUGGAGCUGGCAAGACGCUUACAUCCAUUUUGGUGGCCUGCGCAGUACAGAAACCAGUAUUGGUUGUAUGCUCGACGAUCAUAUCGGCCGAACAGUUUCAAAAAGAGUUUUUGCGAUUCACGACAUUGAUGGCAUCCAGGACGGGUAUGUUUGCUGGCAACAAGAAAUGGCCCUUUAAUGGACCUGCAGGCGUCCUUUUUACCACCUACACCAUGUUGGUUGACAACAAGAAUCGAUCCGCUGACAGUAAACGCAUGGCAAAGUUCAUCAACAAUACAAAAUGGGGCGUCGUCAUUCUCGAUGAAGUCCACUGUGUACCAGCAUACAACUUUAGCAAAGCCAUUGCAAGUAUUGACACCAAAGUACGCUUGGGUUUGACAGCAACCAUGUUGCGUGAGGAUGAACGUAUUGGUGAUUUGGAGGAAUUGGUGGGCCCUACCUUGUAUCAUGCGAAAUGGAAAGAGCUUGCCGAUCGAGGAUACAUUGCCAAGGUGAUUUGUACACAAGUCGAAUGUGCCAUGGUGCCACGUGUAUUGGAAGCUUACAAGGAAUUGGGAGGUAGCAACAACAAUUCGGGUGGUUCUAUCUUGGGUCGCACACAUCACCUCAAGAGUCUUUUAUCCAUCUUGAAUCCCAAAAAGAUGCAGCUAUGCCAACGACUUGUACAAUACCAUGAGGCACGAGGGGACAAGGUACUCGUCUUUUGCGAUCACAUUGAUGCUCUCAAGUUGUACGCUGAAAAGCUUGACAGGCCUUGCAUUAGUGGUGCCACACCUCCUGACACAGCACGUGAUUUGCUUAAGCGGUUCCAGAUUGAGGUGCCCAAACUCAAGGCGGAUGCUAGUUGGUCAGACCUUGCAAAGAAACGACGACUCGAUGCACAAGCUGUCAACACAUUGCUAUUAUCACGUAUCGGUGACACAUCACUCGACCUUCCUGCUGCUACAGUUCUCAUUCAAGUGUCCUCUCAUUUUGGUUCAAGACGGCAAGAAGCACAACGUCUCGGUCGUAUUUUGCGUGCAAAGAAUCGAUCUGAAAAAGGUUUCUAUUCCCGCUUCUACACCUUGGUCACGGACGAUACGCAUGAAACAGCAUUCUCAGAAAAACGUCGUCGUUUCUUGGAAGAGGAUUGUGGCUAUGGAUAUCAAAUUUGGCAUGUGGGUGAUGAAAAUUCAGAGGUGGGAGGUUGGGAGGUGACUUGUACUGGUGAUACUUUGCCCCCUGAAGAUGAUGAUGUGCAAACCGAGCCAAUCACUUGCAAUAUCCAAGGCGACUUUAGACGACCUUACGAAACUGAAGGUGAUCAUAAAACGCUGGUUGAUUUCGUUCUCAAUAUCAAAAAUGUCCAGGUGGAAGAAGAUGAAAGAGAAACUCCGGAGCCCACAUCAGCAAAGCGUAGAAAGGUAGCUAGUUGA
Messenger RNA from Lichtheimia ornata, 1851 nucleotides. RefSeq lists its product as uncharacterized. Gene Ontology annotation, biological process: nucleotide-excision repair; transcription initiation at RNA polymerase II promoter. Gene Ontology annotation, cellular component: nucleotide-excision repair factor 3 complex; transcription factor TFIIH holo complex; transcription preinitiation complex. Bases 1 to 1851 code for a protein of 616 amino acids. Gene Ontology annotation, molecular function: ATP binding; 3'-5' DNA helicase activity; DNA binding. NCBI's taxonomy places the organism in Eukaryota, Fungi, Mucoromycota, Mucoromycetes, Mucorales, Lichtheimiaceae. The record is from RefSeq and is a predicted model, not a curated record. The transcript has a single exon.